Diaporthe citri is the source of this 1155-nucleotide messenger RNA. RefSeq lists its product as uncharacterized. Lineage: Eukaryota; Fungi; Ascomycota; Sordariomycetes; Diaporthales; Diaporthaceae. Bases 1 to 1155 code for a protein of 384 amino acids. The record is from RefSeq and is a predicted model, not a curated record. The transcript has a single exon.
AUGGCAAAGCAACCUACCGGACCUCGUCACGCUGAAGUCACAGGUCUCAGCUCGUGCGGCAUCGUCGUCGUUGACGCCGAGCCGUGGAACAUGCGCGGCCCCACCGAAUGUCGUGAGUUUGGCAUCGCGUACAUACCUCCCAUACAAUCGUUCCACGGCGAUGAUAUAUGUCUGCCCCAGACUUUGGUGUCAUACCAACAACACUAUGGAUUUCAGAGCCGCUGCUGUCACAUUUGGGGCAGGGAAAGGGAAAAGAGCGGCCAGGCUUUCGCGUUCGGCGAAGUUGACGUCGUAGACGCGGAGUUGGUCGAGGAGAGGCUGCUCAGGGUCAUGAAGUCCUUCAACAACACCAGCUCUAAACCCGUACUCGUCGGAUUCGAUCUGAGCUUCGAGCUUCAGGUUAUCGCGGCGCACUACCCACGGCUGACGGGGCUGUUCUUGAGCUGGGUGGACGUGCAGGAGCUCGCCGCCGGCGCCUCUGGCCGCCAUCCGACGAAAAUGCCCAGCCUCCGCGACACUCUGAUCGCGCUGGGGUUCGGCGACGACCCGCGUGCGGUGUGCGCCCACAGGAACUGGAGGCACUGCGCUGGAAACAACGUGGUGCGCCUUGCUGCUGGCUUGAUUGAGCUACUCAGGCGGCCGGAAUCCUGUCCACCUCCAGAGAUUGGCCAGUCACAAAAGAAGUCAAGCAAGCAGAAGAGGCACGACACGCCCUCCCUGACACAAAAGCAGUGGAGAGCCAGGCCAAGACCCUACGACUUUUACCCUUUUGUUGCGAGGAUAUACGAGACCAGUGAGCAUCAGGCUUUACGAAGAUUCUCGCUGUACAGGUUUUUCGACUACUUCUCAGGCUAUAGCCCAACCGCUGCUGGAAUUAAUCCCAGCAAAAAGUAUGGUUGGGUCUGUCUACCCACGCACGAGGAACUAAUGACAUUUGUCCGACACUUUGACGGUACACAAGAAAGUGAAGAGGGAUACAUAUGGAAGGCCGUUGCGGAUCCUACGGACUCAACUACAUCGGCUGCCACAUCAACCACGCCAAAGAAAAAUAGAGUCCACGAGAGAGAUUUUAGUCAUUCGGAUGGUGAGAUUGGGGAUAUCUCGGACAUGUUCAGAGGGAUGGAACUAUUCCUAGAAGUAGACAGCACAAUGUAA